Oryza sativa Japonica Group (Japanese rice) is the source of this 1474-nucleotide messenger RNA. NCBI's taxonomy places the organism in Eukaryota, Viridiplantae, Streptophyta, Magnoliopsida, Poales, Poaceae. The record is from RefSeq and is a predicted model, not a curated record.
CCCUCGAGAGCUCAUCACUCCCGCACUCACUCACACACACUCAAGCCAGCUCCAGCCACACGAGCCUAGUUCAGGUAGAUACAAUGGCGUCCACCGCCUCUUUCAUGCUCGCCGUCUUGCUGGCGGUGGCCGUCGCGGCGGCGCCGGCGAGGGCGGUGCGAUGCCCGCCGAGCGACAAGCAGGCGCUGAUGAGAGUGAAGCAGUCGCUGGGAAACCCGGCGACGCUGUCGACGUGGUCCCUGGCGUCGGCGGACUGCUGCGAGUGGGACCACGUCCGGUGCGACGAGGCCGGGCGCGUGAACAACGUCUUCAUCGACGGCGCCAACGACGUCCGCGGCCAGAUCCCGUCCGCCGUGGCGGGGCUGACGGCGCUCAUGUCGCUGUCGCUGUUCCGCCUCCCGGGCCUCUCCGGCCCCAUCCCGGCGUGCCUCACCGCGCUCUCCAACCUCCAGUUCCUCACCAUCUCCCACACCAACGUCUCCGGCGUCAUCCCGGACUCGCUCGCGCGGAUCCGCAGCCUCGACUCCGUCGACCUCUCCCACAACAGCCUGACCGGCCCCAUCCCGAACUCCUUCUCCGACCUCCCGAACCUCCGGUCGCUUGACCUCCGCAGCAACAAGCUGACGGGUUGCAUCCCGGCGGGGCUCGUGCAGGGGCAGUUCAGGUCGCUGAUCCUCUCCUACAACCAGCUCACCGGCCCGAUCCCGCGCGACGACGCGCAGGACGAGAUCAACACCGUCGACCUCUCGCACAACCGCCUCACCGGCGACGCCUCCUUCCUCUUCGCCGCCGGCCGGCCCAUCGGCAAGGUGGACCUCUCGUGGAACGACCUCGACUUCGACCUCAGCAAGCUCGUCUUCCCGCCGGAGCUCACCUACCUGGACCUCAGCCACAACCGCAUCAGGGGCACCGUGCCACGCUCCCUCGCCGCGCUCUCCACGCUGCAGACGCUGGACCUCAGCUACAACCGCCUCUGCGGCCCGCUCCCGAGGCUGCACGGCGUCAUCCGCCACGGCUGCAAGCCGUACGAGCACAACCAGUGCGCCGGCGGCGCCCCGCUCGGCGGGUGCCACCAAUCGUGAGCAUCCAUCCAUCCAUCACCGCCGGCGAGCUGAUGCUGCCACGUAAGGUGGAGCCCGGGGUGCGUAACGGUAUACGUGUUUGGUGUUUUUUCGCGUACGGGGACGUGGCCGUGUAGUACACGGUACGACGGGUGCAGCCGUGCAGGGUACUGGGCGGGUUUACGUUAGUACAAAUUGUAACCAAGGUAGAGUGCCUGCACGCGUGCGUGGUCGACUCUCCUUCAGAUUGUACGAAACGAGGGAGCCGUGUGUACGUGUGCGUACGUGUACCGUGUAUGGAGUACGAUGAUGAUGAUGAUGCAAGUGUGUGUAUUGUGAAUGUACGUUAUGGAUCGCCCUAAUGUAUCAUCGAAAUGAUAAGUGUUUGAUAUAAUUUGCCUUUCGUUCUUGUA